This is a messenger RNA of Dunckerocampus dactyliophorus (ringed pipefish), 7334 nucleotides long. RefSeq names its product insulin-like growth factor-binding protein 3. Gene Ontology annotation, molecular function: insulin-like growth factor II binding; fibronectin binding; insulin-like growth factor I binding. Gene Ontology annotation, biological process: regulation of insulin-like growth factor receptor signaling pathway. Gene Ontology annotation, cellular component: extracellular region. The record is from RefSeq and is a predicted model, not a curated record. Bases 90 to 947 code for a protein of 285 amino acids. NCBI's taxonomy places the organism in Eukaryota, Metazoa, Chordata, Actinopteri, Syngnathiformes, Syngnathidae. The transcript has 4 exons.
GCCAACCGGCUCUCAGUGUCACAGAGAGUCCCCGUGAGCCUCCGCGACCACUCCUACGGUGUCCUGUUGUCACAAUCUCAACCGGCAUCAUGCCCGCGGUCUUUGUGCUUUGUCUCACGGCCACUCUGGCUUUAUUAGCCCGAUUCGUUGCCGCCGUGGGGCCGGUCGUCCGGUGCGAGCCAUGCGACGCCGUAGCGCUUCUGCAAUGCAAGCCUCUGCCCAAGGACUGUGCGGUGCGGGUGAGGGAGCCCGGCUGCGGCUGCUGCAUGACGUGCGCCCUCGGCCAAGGGCAGGCGUGUGGAGUGUACACGGCGCGCUGCGGCUCAGGUUUGACCUGCCAGCACCAACCGGGGGAGAGCCGACCCCUGCAAGCGCUGCUGGAAGGAAGGGGAGUGUGCACGAGUGAGAAGUCUAAAAAGCUCAACACCGUUCUCGUUCCGGCGCAAAAACAAGACCAUGGCCGAAAUCAGGAGGACGGCUACGCCAACAAGACAGCCACAAUGACCGUGUUGCCCGGUUUAUCAACUGUCAAGGCGGGGCAGAGUCGAGGUGUGAUGGACACCAGGACCUCAUUACACAACAAGCUGAUCAAGAAAGAUCAGAACAGGAAGACUCACAGCUACAAGGUGGAGUCGGUGUCGGAAGGAGCCAGUAUGGAUAUGCAAAACUUUUCGGUGGAGAACAAAAGGGAGACUGAGUAUGGCCCGUGUCGGCGGGAGAUGGAGAGCAUCCUAAAUAGUCUCAAAAUCAGCAAUGUACUCAACCCAAGAGGCUUCCGCAUACCCAACUGUGACAGAAGGGGUUUCUAUAAGAAAAAACAGUGCCGUCCAUCCAAAGGCAGAAGGCGGGGAUACUGCUGGUGUGUGGACAAAUACGGGCAGCCCCUGCCUGGCUAUGAUAGCAGGGAUCGCGAUGAGAAACAGUGCCACAACCGGGAGAGCCAAUGAGAGGACAGAAUGACUUGGAGUGGAGCGAAGAAGAAAGGGAAGAAAGAAAGAGGAGAAAGGUUGGAGCACAGCCUUUUCCAACUGGCUAAGCAGCUAGGCUGUUCUGUACUAUGGGUUCCCCUAUCUCUACAAAAUGAACAAGCUAAACGCUGAGAAAACGUGGAAAAGCGAGAAAUGUAUUAUCUGCACUAUUUUGUUCGGGAGGGAACGCGAGAGAUGAGGGAAAUUUCCACUCACUUUAAAGUGACUUAUUUGUGACUGUGACCCCAAAAAUGCAGCGCCAUCAUAUCAGUGUGUAUCUGUCUGUGAAUGUGCCACCGUGACUUUGUCCGUGCUUGUCUUGAAGUGUGAUCCUUGCAUUACAUGUGUGCGUGCACAGCAGCAUGACUGUGCAAGAGGGUGUAGGAGUGUGCUUUUUCCCAAAAGAUGUUUGUGUUACUAACACAGAGUAUAUCGCCCUGCUAACAGCCCCUGUCUCGAGGCCCUGUACCAUUGAACAAUGCAGGAAAAACUGCCUCAGGGUCCAUGUUGAAGAGAAGGAUUAUGGCCGAGCAGGGAUUUGUAUCCAUACAUUGGCCAACCAAAGGCUUUCCUUGAUGCUUCAAGCAUGUCCCUCUUUAUGCAAUCUGCCUGCAGGUGCAAAGGAACAGAUGCAAAAUGUGCAGUUACAGUGCCUUAAACAUAACCUUGACCUGUCUUCCUUUCCUACAUGCAUCAGAGUAACUCUUUGGGUAUCAAAUACACCGCCGCAUGUUUACAGGUACAGUAUAUGUGUGCUCAAGUUUGCCGCACGCACGUUCAAGGUACACAGCAGGUGUGAACACAUUUACGAAACUAAACUAAUUCUAAUUGGCUUAGAGAGUGGAGAAAAAAAAAAUCAAUGAACAUGGAGAGAGUACACAUGCAGCGUUCGCCUGUUUUGUCUUGGGAAAAACUUCAAGAUUGUCUUUAUUCUUAUCAGGUUUUGGAAUGCACAGUCCGUUUCAAUGUUGUUGCUAAAAGAUCAAGUUCAAGGGAAUACAGUGUUUCCUCUCGGUUUACAGCUUUGGGGCGGUGGGUGGAUGGGCGUCGCCACAUGCAAGCUUGCAGCAAUCGCUCCUCAACAGUCAGUUGCGUUUGGGGGGAGCACAUACAGUGCCCACCAGAAGUAAUGGUACAGUCAGGUCAAUUCCUUUUUUGUGUAGACUGAAAACAUUUGGGUUUGACAUCAAAAGGGAGAAAUGUGAGACCAGAGAGCAACAUUUCAGCUUUUAUUUCCAGGUAUUUACUUCUGGAUGUGAUGCACAACAUACAAGAUAGCACCUUUUGAACCCAUCCACUUUUCAUGUGAGUAAAAGUAUUGGAACAUGUGACUGACAGGUGUUUUAUUGCCUAGGUAUGUGCUAUGGCAUUGCUUGUUCAAUUCAGAAAUAGCACUGAAUGGCUAUGCUCAGUUUGAGCUUGGGUAGGAUAGGUUUUGCCUGUGUAGACGGCAUUUAGAGGUGAAAACAACAUGAAAAUCAGGUAAAAGGUCUGGGUGAAAUCUGAGAAGAUGUAAAAUCAAUCAGAAACAUCGCACAAACAUUGGUCAAAGUCAGUACAACCAUGAAACAUGAAAAAUGGGUGGGCUCAAACAAAAGGUGCUACAUAUAAAUUGUGCAUCCGAUCCAGAUGCAGAUGCAGUUGCAGAUGCAGAUGCAGAUACCUGGAAAUAAAAGCUGAAACGUUACUCUCUGAUCUUCAAAUCAUCUUUUAAUGUCAAACCCAAAAAUAAAGAAAAUUACUUCACUUUAUAAUACCUCUGGAGGGCACUGUAAGCUGUGGGCGUGUCUGUGGAUUACAAGGGAUUGGUUUGACGAAACUGACACAUACCUGUGAACACAUGGGCGCAUGCAGUGUAGCCGACUGUAUUGCAAUCGCUCCUCCACAGCUACAUUUGACAAACUUUUAGAGAAAAUAAAAAUGUGUCAUUUAAUUAACACAAAGCAUAGAAAUUGUAAGCACGUGACCAUGAAGAAAGGACUGCUGUUGUGUGCAUAGGGUAAAUGAGAUAAGGCUAUUUAGUUUAUUUAAUAGAAAGACUUGGUACACACAGCCUCCCUAUUAUAAUGGUAGGGGAAACACUGGAAUAUUUCUUUUUAGGUGUUCACAUGCCACAAUGUAGCUGAAGGGAUUUGUGUGGUUCCGAUUAGCCUGCCCUUUUCUUGUCUGUUGCCGUCACCUGCUUUUCUCAUCAAUCCAUGAUGCUUUUCCCGUCUCUCCGAGCUCACUCGUCAUUGUCUGGCAUACUCAUACUCAGUGCUGAGGUCCCACGUGUAUUCAACCCACAAGGGCCCGGCCUCUGUGCCUCAUCCCUGUGCCCGUUCCACCCACCAGCUCUAGCUCCAUGCUGCCCUCUAGCCCUCCUCUCUUCCUGUCAUGUAAGUUAUAACCUGGUGUUGGCUUGUUGAACCGGGAGAGCCCGGUGUGACCGGGUUUCCCCGCCACAGGUGCCCCUAUGCUACAAGCACAAGCACUUAAAGCACUUUAGCUGCACCUGGCAAAAUAAAAAUGGACCUAUUUGCAUCUGCGUACUUUUCCUUACAACCAAUCUAGGAUAAAACGGUGGGGUGGAAAUGGAAGCCACGUCAGGACUUCUGAAGCUCACCUAGAAAUGUUCCGUUCAGUGCAACUAUUGUUGUUUUUGUGGUCUUUGAUUUAAAAAAAAAAACAACCUGUAAGAUCAUGUGCCAACAAAUGGACAUGGCACCAGAUAUUCUCGCAUUCACACAAGAGGUAAGCGGUCUGAAGCUUCCGUCCUGAUGCUCUCCCACAUCCUGUGUAAAGACUUGAAAAGUGGACAAAAAGAAUCUUACCCAGUAGCUCGGUAGCAUACUACAGUAUGGGUUGUACACUUCCUCUAACGGACAGCAACAACUUCCACCCAGCCUGUUGGUGCUAUGUUCCAUCUAGUCAAACACUUGAUUUAAGGGCAGGAACAUAAAAGAAAAAUGUUUAAGCUAUUUUCACCCUAAUAUUUUUAAGUGUGUCUUUGUUAUAUGCUUAGUAUUUCCUUGCCAGCUGUACAGUAGAGUUCAUAUACAGUUAUUUAUCUAAAAAAAUCAAAAUUAUAAGCUGAUCCAAACUAGGUUUCUUAUGAACAGUGAUUCACCAAUUGCACAGCAAACUCUUAACAUUUCAUUGUAUUUUGGGGAAUCUAAUCACUAAUGAAUGUUUUAUUCUUAAUAUGCAAAUUCUUCUGUUGCUUAUUAUCUUCACUGCCUCUUACGUCUGGUGACUUUCUCAGGAAGUCAUUUCUGUCGGUGUAGCUAGGUCUAAGCUUCUCCAAACUCUAGGGGUGGGCGAUACUGCAAAUGUUGGUAUCAAUCCAAUACCAAGUAAAUACGGGGCCAGUAUUGCCGACACCGAUCCUCUUUACUUGAAAUUGUUCAACAUCAUUGAAUGAUUUUAAGGUUUUGCCGUUAAUUUGUUGAGCAUGAUUAACAGACUAAAACAUGGGGCGAUGAUCUUAGGCAUAUUUAAAUACAGGAAUAUAAGACAACGUAACAAUAUUUCAUAAAAUAAAAUACAAUUAAUCCUUUAUUCUAUUUUAUUUAGUACAAUUGUUUGACUAUUUGCCCCUAAAGCCGUCCUGUGUCCAAAGACUUAUUCCCUGAGGUGAGAUUUAUAUAAUAUAUUAUUAUAUUAAAUAUUGAUAUAUAAGUAAAACAAUAUCAACAAUCUAUCAAUAUGAACAACACGACAAAAUAAUACAGAUAUGUGUUUGUUUCAUGGAAAAUAAACAUAGACAAGAACUGAAAUAUAUUGAUCUCAACAUGCUAGGUAAUCUUGUAUCGAUACCAUCGAUAUUUGAGUUGAUGCGUUCGCCCUUCUGAACUCUGCUUGUUUAGUUUUGACCUAUUUGCCUGCUAGCCAUGUUAAGGAUCUCUGUGUGCACAGUUUUUAUUCCAGUGUAAUGUUUCUAAGUUGAAUUGUCUUUUUGGAGUCAAGCUUUUCUUGAUGCUAAACUAGAAAGCUCACCUGGAUCGUUUUACCUGAAAAAGGAACUGGUUUGAUUCAAGUUACAAAUUUGUAUUUAAUGUCUUUUUUAAAUAAAUAAAAAGUGAAUACAGUUUAAGAUGCUGUGUUUUUUUCUUAUUGUAUCAUUUUAAUGAAAAAGGCCAUCAAGAGGGCUUUGAAAUCUUUCCAAGUUCUGCAGGCUAACAAAUACGCUGUCGUGUUCUGUGAAUGCAAUCAGGCACCCCUCAGUCUCGGAAUGUGUCAACAAGGAUAAAGCAAAGGUUCAAUUUGUAAAGAAUAAAAAUAAAUCUGGUGGUGCCAGGCAGGCUGGCAGUGGGCACAAGAGGUUGAAGCAAAUUCCUGUGCCCGACCAAGGCAAACAGAGCACGGGUCAAAAGGUAGCGUGCAGCUGCAUGUCCUUGGCAAACUGUCUAAAGUUAGAUGAGGACCUCCACUUGAGAUCCCCCUGAUAACACAUACACACACUUAAUAUAGAAAUUGUGGUGCUACUAUGUAAUCCAGACUUUCACAAUCAGAACUGCUGCACGUUUUGGAUAUUUGUGCAAACGAAAAGCAACUUAGAGGCUAGCUCAGGACAAAGAGGGGCAGAACGCAGAUGGCUUAGUCAUGUUUUUAUUAAAUAUAUUGACUUUUUCUUACAUUACAUCUCCAUUAGAAAAGUGAGUGAGCGGUUAGUCACUUUGGAAUAGACAUAAACAAUACUCUCCAACAGCAGCAUGUCGAUCAGAAAAGAGGCGCUGUUUCUGAACAUCACAGUUCAACUGCGGAACUCCUUUGUGGUCAUGUGUUCUUAAUAAGAUAGAACAGCAACAUCAAACGUAAAAUAGCACGUACUGUUCACAGACACAUAAAUAUUGGAGGUAGGUAACUGUAGAAAUACCCGUCUGAGAGGCAGUGCAUGCCUGGGCACCAACCUGUCAUAGAAUCUGCACCCCAUGGAACCAUGGGCAAUGUUUUCUGAGACUGUGUAAGAAGGUUUUGCAGUCAUGGAAAAAGAACUGACGAUGCCUCACAAUCAGAAAGUAAAAGACAUUCAAAUGGCAACAAUGUAAAAAAAAAAAAAAGAAUUUACAAAAAUGGACACUCAGUGCUUUUGUUCGUGCUUGGUUUGUCGCAAACCAAACCUCCAGACCACUAAAAAAUGGUACAGCGAGCUCAACUCAGCAAUGGAGUUAGUCAGGGCCGAGAUACAUACAGUAUAUACACUUUAUACACCCAUAAAAAACAUAAUAACAAGGCAAACAUGUUAUAAAUAUGAAAUAAUUACUAAUAACAAAUAAAUUUCAACCCAACUGAAAUAAAUAGACUGAAAAGUAAAUGCAUCAAUAUUAAACUCUCCAUUCAGAAAAACAAAAAUAGAUGUCUUCUCCUCUUUUCUUUGGGGCAGGUGUUUGAGAGGGAGCGGGGUGAGUGCGGUUUACGGGCACAGUCCCAUAAUGACAGUGUACCUGAUUAAAACACCGCCAAGGACAAGGUCAAUAAAUAAACAGCUAUGAAAAUGGAAAAUCAGUAGCUCUUUGUGAAAAGGUGGCUCUCUUCUAAGAACACUCGGCAUCUGCAGCCAGAUCAGUAGAACCUAAAACCUUCUUGCCGUUCCAAGAGUUGACGCACCAGCAUCGACCCCUUUGGCCGUCCAGAGACGAUUCACACUGCAGAGACACAAAUGUUUUCCCUUUAGCUUUCAAUUGUUUGCAUCGUCCAUCCACAUGUUCCGUCAUGCCAUACUAUCAUUGUUUCAUAUAAUAUGGUUCCACACCUGUACACACACACGCGCACACACACACACAAUCAUAAUCAACCACAAAUUGUGUUCUCAACUUGUGACAUUCUUUCAUGCUGAGCGGAAACAUUAAAAAUCUCUCCCACACACACACACACACACACACACACAUACUGUGUACAUUUACUGGAGGUACUGACCUGCUUGGGUUUGUAAAGCCCAUGUUUGUCACAGUUGGGGAGGUAGAAUCUGGUCAGUUUUUCGCCUAGUUUCUGUUGGGAUUUGGCAAUCUUCUCCAAGGCUCUUUGUAGCUCAAUAUGACACGGCCCCUGUGAGGAGGAAGCAAGCGUUGAUGGUUAAAUGAGCUCAGGGCCUGCAUGCUAGAGGUGGGCGGGUCAGGUCAAAUAUCGAUACCAGCAGUAGCAGUAUCAGAUCAAUACUAGCAUGAUUCGAUGGAUACUUUCAUCUAUGUUUAUUUUUUCCACUUUUGGGGCUUCUUUGUGUUUGUUACAUUCUUUAUAUUGUUAUAUGUAUAUAUUAUUACAUUGUGUACAGCCAUAAUAAGUUUUUGCUUUUGUUGAUUUAUUGCUACUACUAUUUGAGCUGUUGUCAUUUUUUUAUAUUGUUAUAUUGAUAGUGUUAAAUUGUUCACAAAUAAGUUGUUGAUA